AGUGUGCGUCGCUUGUGACUUGCGAAAUGGAGCUAGGAGCAGGUUCGAGCGACGAGUCAAUGUUUUUAAGGAUUUUGCUCUCGCAUAAAGAAGGAACGUCGACGGACAGAACAACAUCGUAAACAGUCUAUGUCAUUCUACCACAACAGCCAAGUUUCGCCUCAUGAAAUGCUGCACUUGAUAGGAUGAACAGCAAUCAGGACGAUGAGUUUGUUGCAGUGCGGGUCCAAGAUCCCCGCAUUCAGAACGAAGGCUUAUGGAAUUCAUAUGUGGAUUAUAAAAUCUUCCUACAUACCAACAGUAAAGCCUUCACAGCCAAGACGUCCUGUGUGCGUCGACGCUACAGUGAGUUUGUCUGGCUCAAGAAGAAGAUGCAGAAGAAUGCUGGUUUGGUGCCGGUCCCGAACCUUCCAGGAAAGUCCCUUUUCUCCUUUAGCAAUGAGGACUUCUUGGAGAGCAGACGGAAAGGACUUCAGGCUUUUUUGGACAAAGUUUUGCACAUGACCGUAUGUCUGUCAGACAGUCAACUCCACCUCUUCCUGCAAACUCAGCUGCCGGUCGGUCACAUCCAGGACUGUGUUCAGGGUCACACCCCCUACUCUGUGACCGAUGCCAUUCUAACUUACGCCUCAUCCAAUUGGGGCUUAGCUCAAGCUCAGACUCCGGAGGACGAUUCCCUCAAGGAUCCAAGUCUGACCAUUUCUUACGAGUCCAUGGAGAGCCCGGCUCCUCAUCUGCCAUGCCUUCAAACUCAAGAGACUUUCAGCCCCAAGCUCCUCGCAUGUGAAGACUCUGACCCUCUUGCAGAUUUACUGGUGCUCUGUGAUAAAGGUACGACACAGGUACAGCACAAGAAGAAAUCCUCAGUAAAGAUCUCCCAGAAGAGCCACCAUAUGGAGGCGGUCGUUGAGUGGGACAGUGGCUCCACAGAGGCUACCUUCUUUCUAGGUGACAGCCCGGUUGAGCACCAGAGCUGCGACCUUGCAGAACACACCCAGCAGAGGAAUGGUCAGAUACAGACGCCAGUAGAGGUCCAUUCACCCAUGGGGGCUGGCUUUGCAGAGGACUGUGUGUUGGGAAGUGAGGAGGAAGAGUGUACAGAAAGUAGAGUGGAGGAAAUGGUUGUAUCAUGUGAUACAGAAGAUAUGCAGGUAAAUGCUGAUCAGUCAGACAAUCCUUUGCUGGCAAAUAUCAACGAGGUCACCAGUGAGCCAGAGACAUGUGAGACUUCUGUUGUGACUUUAGAUUUAAAAUACAAUGCCUCAGAGGAGGGGAGCUCUCAGGAGGAAGUUUUCAAAGGUGUCAGUUCAGAUGAGCAGAUUCUAGAAAACCACACAGUCUCUGAGGUCAACCACACUGAUAACACUAAAUGUCCUGCUGUAGAUCUCAGCUGUGCAGAGGACGUAAGGAAAUCAGACGGGCAAAUAGAGCCAAGCAACAAAGACAGCUGUGAAGUGGAUUUGAUUGGGUCCAAACACGAGCGUGACGAGGACAGCCAUUCACUGCCAUCUUCCAAUGAGAGCAUAGUCCAAGUCAGCGAUGAAGACAGCACUUGUGACGACACCGAGGAGUCGAUUCAGGCUCUGAACGGCAAUGUUUCUCAUCACAUUUUGGACCUACACGUGAAUGGAUGCCCUGUGGAAAAAGAGGACAUUUCUGCACAUGACGAUGAAGACCUACAAUAUAUGACAUCUCUGAACCUUAACUCCACCGAAGCUGGUGAAAGCUUGAGCGAAAGUGGUGACAUCAGCAUCUUGGAGACCAACUGCAUGCCUGGAGUCGCCGAGGAGGAGGAGGCUUGGUCCUCGCCGAUGUUGGACACCUCAGAGGAGACUCGCGAGGUGCAUAUGUGUUAGUUCAACGGCUGCAGCGACAUCAGCGGUCCAGGAGAACACACAGCCCUGUACGAAGGCUGCCGCAACCUCACCGGUCCAGAUUCUUCUGCCAAAGACGCAUUCAGUUACACAGACAUCAACAAGGGUCAUACUAGGAGUUGUCUUUCAGUUGCAAACACGAUUUGGUCUGUUAUUGUCCGACAAGGUCAGCAGCAUAUUCCACCCUGUUAUGAUGUUGUCAUCAUUUGUUUUUAAAAAAAUAGGAUUUAUCAAUUUUAAAAUGUAGGAUUUUAUUUCCACGCAGAUCCCAGUUUUCUCCUCGGCCUUGUGUUCUUUGGGAACAGCAGAGGAUAUCAGUGUUCACUUAAAGGUUCAGUGUGUAACGUAAAGGACGAUUAGUUGAAUAGAUGUUGGCUGAAGCAGACGCUUACGAUGCAAACGAAGAACAGAAUACACAAAAAAAAACAAGAGGAAACAGCAGAGAGGGUAAGACCUGACUCAUACUUUCCACAGACGAGGUCAGCUGUGGUCUGCGCAGUGUCACGGAACAUAUGGCGAGAGUUGCUCUUUACAUCCUUUUGGCCACACUAAGGUCACUGUAGUUCCCCGACACACUUGGUGAAGGGAAGGUUGAGGAUUUGUUGCAAUCUGCAGUCUCGCCACUAGACGUACACUACACCUUACACACUGGACCUUUAAGAAUUGUUAAAAGGAAUGGUUUUAUCAUAGAUGCUAUAUAUAUAUUUAUCUUUAGCUCUGACAUUUCUCCGAUAAUGAAGCGGACAUGAGCUAAAGAUUUAGUUCCCAUUUUUAUGUUAACUCUCACGUGCCCAUGUGUCAUAACGAUAAAGCAAGAUGCUAACUAUUUUGAUGCUUCCAGUUUCUUAGAUGUGACAAUGUGAUGCUUUCUUUCCAUUGUGACAUUAAACCUAAUAUCUCUGAGGAUGUCUGUCACUGUUGCAGAGGAGGACAUUACAUAACAAAAGGCACAUUUUACUCUUUCACAGUUUUACACCCAAAAUGAUGAAUGGAUUAAUAGAGGAAAAAUUUCAGUUCUCUGUCAUUUUUCUUGUUGUACUUUGAACAGUCCAAGUAAAAAACAUGGGGAAUUAAACAUUAAUCUUAAGUUUUGAGGCUUUGAAAGUCAAAAUAAUUUUAGUCACAACCUUAAGUUGCAGAUUUUUUGCAACAAAGAUUGUCACCUCAGUGUGAUAAAGCCUCACAUUAUAAUGACGUAAACCAGAAUAUACUUCUUCACAGAACAAAGUCAGUAGAUUUCCUCAGGGAUCGCUUCACGGAAAUCAUAAAUUUAACACUCAUGCCGACACCUGACUCAUGUUUUUAACAACAGACUUUAAAAAUUGGAGACGAAUUGUUUCUCUGAAAUGUUUUAAUAUAGACAGUGGAUCAAAGAACAAAAAGGAAGAAAAAAAAAACCAUAGCCCCCAUAAAGCACAAAUAACUAUUAUGUGGUUAUGUUUUCACGAUUAAAAUGUGUGUUUUUAUUGUGGCUGAAAUAUUAGCAAAUUUAAUUUCAACCAGAAACUGUCAACUUAAAAUAAUUCAGAACAAUAAUAACCCACACUUGUAUUUUCUCAGAACAACAGACAUUAACGGCUUUUCAGUCUUGUGGUAAUAAUCUUAGUCUUAUUGUGAUCGUACAAUUUCACCGUAUAGUUUUUGAUUCAGAAGAAAUGUAGGAAGCGUGGUUUAUUUAUUUCACAACACUAUGCUGACUCACUUCCAACUGGCUACAGCUGAAUUAUGACAAACAUAAUGUCUUAAAUAUAAAAUUAAGCUGACACUGACAAGGGAAACAUAAAAAUCCCCCUUUCGUGAAAGUUACAUAAACUUGCUGCAGUUUUUAACCUCGACAUAUUAUAGUUCCGACACACUACUUCCGUCACUACCACUGAUUCUAAUUUAUCGCAUUUAAAAAGGGACUCUGUUUACUGCUCCUUGUCACACAGAACUUCGCCUUUACACAUAUUUCAUAUUUUUAUGGUAAAAGCUGGAAAAUAUAUUUUGUUUGCGUUUCCAUUUAACAACUGACUGAAUAAUUUAAAGAAUCCUCAACUUUUGUCUGUAAAGGAUUUACAGUUUCUGAACAGUUCUGGUUUUUAUUUUCUGUCUACACUAUUGUGGAAUACUUGAUUUUUAUUUUUUAUUGUAUUUUUUUUUUUGCCAUUUUGAGUUGCUUCUUAAGAGACUCCAGCUGUAUCCAUGUAAAUAUACAAACUAUAAAUCUAUGUCAAAUUAUGA
Messenger RNA from Solea senegalensis (Senegalese sole), 4097 nucleotides. RefSeq names its product sorting nexin 11 (gene snx11). The coding region runs from base 186 to 1856 and encodes 556 amino acids. The transcript is spliced from 7 exons. The record is from RefSeq and is a predicted model, not a curated record. Gene Ontology annotation, molecular function: phosphatidylinositol binding. Lineage: Eukaryota; Metazoa; Chordata; Actinopteri; Pleuronectiformes; Soleidae. Gene Ontology annotation, biological process: intracellular protein transport.